Molecule: messenger RNA, 789 nt
Organism: Sclerotinia borealis F-4128
Lineage: Eukaryota; Fungi; Ascomycota; Leotiomycetes; Helotiales; Sclerotiniaceae
Source: the annotation of a GenBank genome assembly
AUGUCGGACACGCACGCCGGUGCCACAAGACUGGGUACCGAAAAUCAGGAGAUACACACGGGUCAUGUUCUAAGACCCAGUAAAGCACUCAGCGCAUUGCGAAUUCUGCAACUUAUCAUCGCGUUGGCGAUUCUUGGAUUGGCCGGUUUUGUCGUGACAUUUAUUUCGUACUCGGGAGCUAGCUUGGAUCUAUUCGUCGCCAGCGCAACAAUCCUAAUAGUCCUCUACAUACUCCUCGCCACCCACCGUUUCACCUCCAUCUACAACUACUGGGCAAUAGCCUGUCUAGACAUCUUCCUCAUAAUUUUCUGGGUAGCAGCUUGGAUCACAAGCGCAGUUCAAGUGCGUCGUUACAGGGGCAGAUUCGAUUAUUAUGGCUGCGGAAACUUUUUUUGCAGAAGAGAUUUGUUGGAGUUGGAGGAGAGGGAUGAUUUGAAUUUGGGAGGUAGUAAUGGGUUGGAGAAGAGGGCUAGGACUAGUUAUCAUAAUUUUCGUGCCGUGUAUAUUGCGGCUACUGUGUUGGCUGCGGUGGAAUUCGUCCUCUUCAUCAUAACCUUCUGCUACACCCUCGGCAAAAUCCUCAAACACCACGAUGAAGGCGGUCACAGCAAUGCUUUCCCAAAGAAACACCACAACAGAGAUAUGGAAAUGCAUACCCCGGGCCAAACGGGAGCGGGUACAGGAGCUGCUACUGGAGUCGGUACAGGAGCGGGUGUGGGAGGAAAUACUGCUCAUACAGGUGUUCAUCCGGGAGCGGGUGAGCCGGUUGUUACGUCGAAUCCUGUUUAG